GGAUGUGUUGGCUGCGGCCCGGGAGGCAGCGGUUGGGCUGAACCCAACUGGCGGCGUGGGUGGAGGAACCGGGAAGGCGAGUGCGCUGCAGACCCCUGGGCUCCCGCCUGUGGCUUGUAGAGCUGCCGCCUUCUUUCCUCUCCUACUCCCCCGGAGCUGCGGGGAAGCAUGGAUCCGUACCGGCCACGGCUGCACCCACCGGCGCAGGGCUCGGCCGUCGGGGCUGCCUAUCCCUCCUCCGCCUCGUUCCGCAGCUGCCGGGACAGCAAGAUGCCGCGCAGGAAGGGCCCCCAGCACCCUCCGCCGCCCGGAGGCCCCGGGGAGCCUGGAGAGAAACGCCCUAAGUUUCAUUUAAAUAUUAGGACACUGACGGAUGAUAUGCUGGACAGAUUUGCCAGCAUAAGAAUUCCAGGGACCAAGAAAGAAAGGACUCCACUUUCCAACCUGAAGACUGCAUUUUCAAGCAAUGAUUGCUCUUCAGAGAUGAAUGAAAACAUUCCAAAGCCACUGUCAGAGAAGGAACUCUUAGAGCUUUUUGAAAAGAUGAUGGAAGAUAUGAAUUUAAAUGAAGAUAAAAAGGCACCAUUGCGGGAAAAGGACUUCAGUAUCAAAAAAGAAAUGGUGAUGCAGUACAUUAAUACUGCUUCCAAGACAGGAAGUGUUAAGAGUAGUCGACAGAUCUCACCUCAGGAAUUCAUCCAUGAACUGAAGAUGGAGUCUGCAGAUGAGAGGCUCUUCACGUGCCUGGAGUCCCUCCGUGUGUCUUUGACAAGUAAUCCCGUGAGUUGGGUGGAGAGCUUUGGACAUGAGGGGCUUGGAUUAUUACUGGACAUUUUGGAAAAGCUGAUUAGUGGCAGAAUACAAGAAAAAAUUAUAAAGAAGAAUCAGCACAAAGUCAUACAGUGUCUAAAGGCCUUGAUGAACACCCAGUAUGGCUUGGAAAGAAUUAUGAGUGAAGAGAGGAGUCUUUCUUUGUUAGCCAGAGCCAUUGAUCCUGAGAAGCCCAGUAUGAUGACGGAUGUGGUUAAACUCCUUUCUGCAGUGUGCAUCGUAGGGGAGGAAAGCAUCCUUGAAGAAGUUUUAGAAGCUUUAACAUCAGCUGGAGAAGAAAGAAAGAUUGACAGAUUUUCUUCUAUUGUGGAAGGUCUUCGGCACAAUUCAGUUCAAUUGCAAGUAGCAUGUAUGCAGCUUAUCAAUGCCCUUGUUACAUCUCCUGAUGAUUUGGACUUCAGGCUUCACAUCAGAAAUGAAUUUAUGCGUUGUGGAUUGAAAGAGAUAUUGCCAAAUUUAAAACGUAUUAAGAAUGAUGGCCUGGAUAUCCAACUUAAAGUCUUUGACGAGCAUAAGGAAGAAGAUUUGAUUGAGUUCUUCCAUCGUCUCGAAGAUAUUAGAGCUGAACUUGAUGAAGUGAAUGAUCUUCACAACAUGGUGUGGAACACAGUUAAGGAAACCAGAGCCGAGGGAUAUUUCAUUUCAAUUCUGCAGCAUCUUUUGCUGAUUCGAAAUGAUUAUUUUAUAAGGCAACAGUACUUCAAAUUAAUUGAUGAGUGUGUAUCCCAGAUUGUACUGCAUAGAGAUGGGAUGGAUCCAGACUUCACAUAUCGAAAAAGACUAGACUUAGAUUUAAGUCAGUUUGUUGAUAUUUGCAUAGAUCAGGUGAAACUAGAAGAGUUUGAAGAGAAAGCAUCAGAACUUAACAAGAAAUUUGAAAAAGAGUUUACGGACCACCAACAAACUCAGGCUCAAUUACAGAAAAAAGAGGCAAAGAUUAACGAGCUUCAAGCAGAGUUACAAGCUUUUAAAUCACAGUUUGGUGCCUUGCCACCUGGUACCUAUUUGCCUUCUUCAAAAGAAAAUGGAACUGGCCACGCAGCACUUCCUCCACCGCCGCCACUGUCCUCUUGUGGAGGCUUGCCCCCUCCACCCCCACCUGCACCCCCUCCCCUUCCAGGAAUGCCCAUGCCAUUUGGUGGUGGUCCUGUGCCUCCACCACCUCCCCUGGGAUUUCUCAGUGGACGAACCUCUCCCCCACCACCAACCCUGCCUUUUGGGUUAAAACCAAAGAAAGAAUUUAAACCGGAGACCAGCAUGAGAAGAUUGAAUUGGUUAAAGAUCAGACCUCAGGAAAUGACAGAAGACUGUUUCUGGGUAAAAGCAAAUGAAAAUAAGUAUGAAAAUGUGGAUUUGCUGUGUAAACUUGAGAAUACGUUUUGUUGCCAACCAAAAGCGAGAAGAGAAGAGGAAGAUUUUGAAGAGAAGAAAGCUAUUAAGAAAAGAAUUAAAGAACUUAAAUUUCUAGAUUCUAAAGUUGCCCAGAACCUUUCAAUCUUCCUGAGUUCUUUUCGGGUGCCAUAUGAGGAAAUCAAAAUGAUGAUACUGGAAGUGGAUGAAACACAGUUGGCAGAGUCUAUGAUUCAGAACUUAAUGAAGCAUCUUCCUGAUCAAGAACAGUUAAAUUCACUGUCUCAGUUCAAGAGUGACUAUAACAACUUAUGUGAACCCGAGCAGUUUGCUGUUGUGAUGAGCAAUGUGAAGAGACUACGGCCACGGCUCAGUGCGAUUCUCUUUAAGCUUCAGUUUGAAGAGCAGGUGAACAACAUCAAACCUGACAUCAUGGCUGUCAGUACUGCCUGCGAAGAGAUAAAGAAGAGCAGGAGCUUUAGCAAGUUGCUGGAACUUGUGUUGCUAAUGGGAAACUACAUGAAUGCUGGCUCCCGGAAUGCUCAAACCUUCGGAUUUAACCUUAGCUCUCUCUGUAAACUAAAGGACACAAAAUCAGCAGAUCAGAAAACAACACUACUUCAUUUUCUUGUGCAAAUAUGUGAAGAAAACUACCCUGAUAUCCUCAAUUUUGUGGAUGAUUUGGAACAUUUGGACAAAGCUAGUAAAGUUUCUGUAGAAACGCUGGAAAAGAAUUUGAAGCAGAUGGGAAGGCAGCUUCAACAGCUUGAGAAAGAUUUGAAAAUCUUUCCCCCUCCUGAGGACUUGCAUGAUAAGUUUGUGACAAAGAUGUCCAGCUUUGUUAUCAGUGCAAAAGAACACUAUGAGAAACUUUCAAAAUUACAUGAAAACAUGGACAAGUUAUACCAGAGUAUAAUGGGGUAUUAUGCCAUCGAUGUGAAGAAGGUGUCUGUGGAAGACUUUUUGACUGAUUUGAAUAACUUCAGAACCAUGUUCAUGCAAGCAAUGAAGGAGAAUUUCAAAAAAAGAGAAGCAGAGGAAAAAGAAAAACGUGCCAGGAUAGCCAAAGAAUUGGCAGAGAAGGAAAGACUUGAACGCCAACAAAAGAAAAAGCGCCUGUUAGAAAUGAAGACUGAGGGUGAUGAGACAGGAGUGAUGGAUAGUCUGCUGGAAGCCUUGCAGUCGGGGGCUGCCUUCCGCGACCGAAGGAAAAGGACACCGAAGCCGAAAGAUAUUCGGCGAAGUCUCAGUCCAGCAUCUCGGCCUGUUCUGAAAGUUUGUAACCAUGAAAAUCAGAAGUUGCAGUUGACAGAAGGGUCACAUUCACACUACAAUAUCAAUUGCAGCUCAACAAGGACUGCAGUCACCAAGGAGCUUAAUUAUAAUCUAGACACUCACACGUCUACGGAGAGGAUCAAGGCAGCUGAGAAGAAGGAAGCCUGUAAUGUAGAAAGCAACAGAAAAAAGGAAAUGGAACUUCUUGGCUCUGUUUCUAAAAAUGAAACCAUUCCCGAAGUUGAAGCCCUGCUGGCAAGAUUACGAGCUUUAUAAAUUAAAGUGGUAAAAAUGAUUAAGCCAAAUAUAAAGCCAUGCUCUAAGCUAUGCCACUUGAAAAAAUUGCUUCUUAUAUAAGUGACUUUAUAUGGUUUUAAAUUAUGGUAUAUAUUAGAAAAAUAAAACUCAACACAUGAUUGCAGUGCUUUUCCUAUGUACUUGAGGUCACGGCUUAUUCAAGAUUGUAAUGGGCUUUAAUGCUUUUUUUGUCUCCUGGUGUUCAUGUGUUCUGUAUUUGGUGGUUGAAUUUUUAUAUAGUGCUUUAGAGAGCAGGGAGGUGGCCAUGUGUUCAGCAGUGUGUCCUUAAGAAAAUACCAUCUUCCCAAGUCACUAAUUUUUACUUUAGUAUUUUCCAACGUUAAUGAACAUCAAAUCAUCAACCUCAAGUCUUGCUACAUACCCAUGUAUAUUUCAUUUAUGUUAUUUAUAUAGGCCCAGGUUUCUCUUUAAUUGGUAUCUGUAUGCUAUCAGCGUAGCACAGAAAACAUAGAACUGAAUAUAACAGCUAUGAAGAAAUGAUUGGUAAGCUCAUUAUCAUCAUUGUUGAAUUCAUGUUAAUUAGACCCUGUAGGAGACUAUACAGCAAUUGAACACAGUUCCAAAAAUGAUAAAUAGGAAUAUAUGCUCUCUCUUUGCAAAAUGUACAUGCCUUUGUAUAAGGUGGAUGUACACAGUAUUACGGUGCUGCCGAAACUCUUAGCCGGGAGAGCAAUCCCCCCCGCGCCACCCCGCCCCCACCCGGUAAUUAUGACUCCAGGAUCGAAUUGCCAUUUUGAAACUUCCCAAGUAAGGAAUUUUUUAAUUUCUGUGAACAAACUUGAAAUU
Physeter macrocephalus (sperm whale) is the source of this 4560-nucleotide messenger RNA. RefSeq names its product diaphanous related formin 3 (gene DIAPH3). Bases 169 to 3732 code for a protein of 1187 amino acids. Gene Ontology annotation, molecular function: small GTPase binding; actin binding. Gene Ontology annotation, biological process: actin cytoskeleton organization; actin filament polymerization. Lineage: Eukaryota; Metazoa; Chordata; Mammalia; Artiodactyla; Physeteridae. The transcript has 28 exons. Gene Ontology annotation, cellular component: actin filament. The record is from RefSeq and is a predicted model, not a curated record.